AUGAAGUUGCUUUAUACCAUUGCAUUGGCCAUGGGGGCUAGUGCUGCUAUUAUUGAAUCAAUAUCAAUCCCAACAGUGACCCCAGCUCCAAAAUUAAAUAAACGUUAUAAGAAAGUUAGAGUACCUGAUUCAACAACAAGUUCAUCAACUACAGAGAUCCCAAAACCAUGGGUUCGUACCAUAUAUUCAUCUGUUAGAGAAAUUGUUACACCAACUGUGAUAGAAGGUGUUACAUUUAGUGGUAAACCUUCUACUGAAACUGAUAAAGCUUUACCUUGGAUUUCAUUAAAUGGUGAUGGUUCUCCAAAAACUAUAAAACCACAAAUUAAAAAUGGUCAAACUAAAAAAGCUUCACCAGAUUAUUCAACUUAUUUCCAAACUGCCACUACGGUGACAUAUAAUUAUGAAGAUUUAAAAGCUCAUAAUAUGGAUCCUGAUACUAUUCAUGAAGAAGUUGAAUGGAUCCCAGAAGAUCAAACUUAUGUUUCAUUAAAUCCAUUGAUUAGAUGUACACCUGAUCGUUAUUAUAAAAAAGGUCUAGCUAAAAAUAUUGAAAGUGCACCAUUUUGUACUCCAAAAGAAGGUUCACAAUUAAAAUUAGGUAAAACUUAUUUUAUAACUUGGUUUUCAAGAUUUUAUCCAAAUUCAGUGGAAAAAGUUCGUAUUCAUUUAAGUUAUGUUAAAGAAUCAAUUAGAGAUAAAGGUAUGCAUAAAAGAGAUGUUGAAUCUGCAUUUUUCACUUCUGAAUGGAUUGAAAAUAUAGAUGGUUAUUAUCCUUUAGAAAUUCAAGAAGAUUGGUUAUUAGGUAAAUUUGAACAACAAGUUGGUAUUUCAAUUCAACCAGAAUCUAUUCCAGAUGAUGAAUUUAAUUUAUUAAAAGAUGCAACUGUUUUUAAAAUUCUAAAAGGUCCAAAAGUUGCUAAGAAAAAUAAAGAAACAAGAAAAUUAGAAGAUGAAGGUAUUUCUGAUGAUUCAGCUUAUUAUAUAAUGAUGUCAAUUCCAUCAGUUGUAGCAGUUGCUGCAAUUGGGAUGUAUAUUUUCGUUUGGAUUACUGGUAAUGAUCGUGAUAUUACCAAGAUUAAACAAAAAGCUUUAUCUAAAAGACGUGGUAUAUUGGGGAAAUUUAAAGGUAAUAAAAAUAAUAGAAAAUAUUCAGAAUUACCACAAAAUAAAGAUGAUAUUAAAACAUCAUGA
This is a messenger RNA of Hansenula ciferrii, 1194 nucleotides long. RefSeq names its product DUF4448 domain-containing protein. The transcript has a single exon. The record is from RefSeq and is a predicted model, not a curated record. NCBI's taxonomy places the organism in Eukaryota, Fungi, Ascomycota, Saccharomycetes, Phaffomycetales, Wickerhamomycetaceae. The coding region runs from base 1 to 1194 and encodes 397 amino acids.